This is a messenger RNA of Phoenix dactylifera (date palm), 1153 nucleotides long. RefSeq names its product ER lumen protein-retaining receptor. NCBI's taxonomy places the organism in Eukaryota, Viridiplantae, Streptophyta, Magnoliopsida, Arecales, Arecaceae. Gene Ontology annotation, biological process: protein retention in ER lumen. Gene Ontology annotation, molecular function: ER lumen protein retrieval receptor activity. Gene Ontology annotation, cellular component: membrane. The record is from RefSeq and is a predicted model, not a curated record.
GAAUUUUUUUUCCAUCUUUUGUUCUUUACUCUCUCUCUCUCUCUCUCUCUCUCUGGGUUUUUGGUGAGGAGAUGGGGAGGCGGAGGGGGACGAGAGGGCCGGUGAACGUGCUGUUCGGAUGGGUCCGGCGGCAGUCAGUGAGGGUGAAGGUGUUUCUCGGGGCGGUGGCGGCCAUCCUGGCCCUGGUGGCCUUGAAAAACCUCGUCAAUGACUACAACCAUUUCUUCAUCGCCGCCGAGGCCGUCCACGCCGCCGGCAUCCUGGUCCUCAUCUACAAGCUCACCACCAAAAAGACCUGCUCUGGUCUUUCGUUGAAAUCGCAAGAGUUAACUGCAACAUUCCUAGCUGUACGGCUGUAUUGCAGUUUCAUGAUUACAAUGAACAUUCAUACAGUUCUUGAUUUUGCAACACUUGUCCCAACUCUUUGGGUUAUAUAUAUGAUACGAUUCAGACUGAAGUCAAGCUACAUUAAAGAAUUAGACAGUAUGCCAAGAUAUUACUUGGUGGUUCCUUGUGCUGUGCUAGCAAUUCUCAUCCAUCCCUUGGUCGACUUAUUCCAAUUCAAUAGAAUUUUUUGGGCCUUUUGUGUGUAUCUGGAAUCUGUAUCAGUGCUUCCUCAACUCAGACUAAUGCAAAAUGCUAAGAUGAUUGAACCCUUCACAGCUCAUUAUGUAUUUGCUUUGGGAGUUUCAAGAUUCUUGGGCUGUGCACAUUGGAUAAUUCGGUUAAUCGAGACUCGUGGAUACUUUCUAGCCUAUAUGGGAACUGGCUUCCUUUGGAUUUCUGCGCUCCUCCUCUCAGAAAUUGUUCAAACAUUCAUCCUGGCUGACUUCUGUUACUACUAUGUCAAAAGCUCCAUGUUUGGCCAACUGCUGCCAAGGUUGCCUUCAGCUGUAUAACCUGAAGCCACAAACUAGCUUAUAUGAUGCCUGACAAUUAGUCUGCACAGGCAGUUUUUUUGUUUAUUGCCAUUAGCAUCAUUUAUCUUUAAAUCACACUCUGAUUGAAUCCUUGCAUUUAAUUUACAAAAUGUUUUAGAGUACUAUAUGUGGUAUAAUUAGUAUGUGUUUUGCCCUUGUAACAUUGUAAGAGGCAGGGGCGGUCCGAUACAUUUGCGGGCCUAAGGCGAAUCCAAUGAAUGAGGCCUCUUUUU